Volvox carteri f. nagariensis is the source of this 3459-nucleotide messenger RNA. RefSeq lists its product as uncharacterized. Gene Ontology annotation, biological process: protein phosphorylation. The transcript is spliced from 17 exons. Lineage: Eukaryota; Viridiplantae; Chlorophyta; Chlorophyceae; Chlamydomonadales; Volvocaceae. Gene Ontology annotation, molecular function: protein kinase activity; ATP binding. The record is from RefSeq and is a predicted model, not a curated record. The coding region runs from base 1 to 3459 and encodes 1152 amino acids.
AUGUGCUUGCUGGGACCGGAGGGUAGCAAUGCCGCUUGGCUGGCGGCAGCUUUGUCGCGCCUGGGCACCAGCGAUACCAUGUCGGCCCUGACUGCCAAUUUAUGCGCUGCCGUGGCGGCGCAUGUUAAGCGGCGCUUUGUCCUCGAUGCUCACGUAACGGCGGCGCUGGUACCACCAGGUCCCGAUGUGCCGCUCGCGCUGCUGCUGCAGCCCUCCGCAGCCGCCACCGCGGCAGCCGCCAGCAAUGGCAACGUCAGCAACCUCGGGGCCCACUCUAGUUUGAGCCUGACCGCGGUUGGCGGUGCGCAUGCGGGCGUGGGAAUAAACCCAACGCGGUCGGGGGAAGGCCUUGCAGGGGGAGGGUUCCCGGCCAACGGUGCUGCAGUCGGUGCCAAGUUGGUGUGCCGAUCACCUGCUGCUGCUGGCGGCCGGUCCAGCUCCGUAAACGUUGCGUUGUUUGCACAACAGCAACUCGGCACAACGCCUCCGUCAGCGCAAUCACAACAGGACCUGGGCGGCCUGUCGGCAGCUAUGUCGAAACGGCGUCUACGGCCCGUGGGAGGGACGCCGACGAGUAGCUUACUGAGGGACCCGGCGGCGCUCAUAUGUGCGCGGUUCUCCUUGGAUCUUUCCCCACGCACCCGUGCUGCCGGCUCGAUCGACAUUCCUCGCAGCCCCUCUCUUGGGCCCACAGCAAGCAGUCGUUCCAUCGUCAUUCCCCUCAACAACCCGCAUCAUCCCCAACCGAAUAAGCCAAGCCAGGCAGAUGGCAGUCCCUACACCGCAGCGGCUGCAGCGGCCGCUGCCAUGUGCUCCCCCUGCACGCCCACGCUCCACGCCAAAGCAUUCCCUCUUCAGCGCACCCUGCUGCAGGCGCACCUCCAGCACCUCCAGCGGCAGGCCCGACUGCGGUCGGGUCGCCAACAGCCGUCGUCACACGUCUUGAACCCACGCGUAUUGGCCUCAUCGGAGGCUACGGUUGGUGAACAGGUGGCAACGGUGGGGUCGGUGGCUGCGGUCUCCGCACCCAGCGCUACUGCCGUCAUCGAGGACACGCAGCUGCACGUGCAAAAUGUACAUAAGCCUUCAGGGGACGUAUGCAUGUUGAUGGGCCUUACGCGCAAAACGGCCAACGGAAUGCUGGGCGGAGGAGGUGGGCUCAGUGGUAUGGGGGUUCUUGCCAGCAGCCACGGCCCGCCAUGGGCCACCGCAACGGGGAUGUCACUGGUGCUGCUGGUGGCGCCUCUAGGCGAGGAGGGUGCUGCGCUGGGUCUGUACCUGUGCUUCCCAAAGCGCCUGCCAGGGCUGCUUCUGGAGGCUGUGAGGGGCAGUUGCCAGGAGCUGAUGGACAAGGCCCUGGCGCCGGUAAUCCGCACAAAGUUGAAGGGCGCCGCCAUCGCGCCUGAGUUUGAAACGCUGUGCAGCGCAAGCCCUGGGUCCUAUGCUGUCGUACGCAGCCCGAGCUUCUGCGGCUCCCAGGCUCCUGCAGCGCUGAGUGCCGCCUGCAUGUCCACUGUGACGGGCAGCGAUUUGGGGCCAGCUGUCGGAGGCCCCGAGGCGGCUGCUGCGGCGGGGGCCAGUCCGUCGGAGCUGCUCAGUGGCGAGCUAUCCACGGCCGACAUGGAGGUGCUGCUUGCGCUGCAGGCACAGGCGCAGGCUGGUGGUUCUGUCAGCGCCGGCCGCCGCUCCGGACAGGAUCGCACACUCGCGGCCACAAGCUCCACCCAACGAGGUUCCACAGCCGCUUGCAUGAUUGGGGGCGGCGGUUCCCCCGGCGCUAUCGCCAUGGCCGGCCGCGCCGCCGUUGCACCGCACCACUCUGCGUCGCCGCUAUCAGUCCGCUGUACUGGAACAACUGAAAGGCGCGCCCUUACUGCCUCGGGCCUGGGGCCUUUAGGCACCGCCGGAGGCGGCGGCGGUGCCGUCGCCACUGCUGGAGCCGAGUGCGUGGAGCCGCUUAGUCUGAGCCAGCUGCUGCAGUCCAACCCCAACGACGUACUGGCGGGGUUCUCACACCAGGCGCCGCCACUGCGUACAGGCUCCUCUCGCAGCCUGGUGGGUUUGGAGAAUGGUGGCGCUGGUUGCGGCGGUGGCGGCCUGUUCACUACGGCGCACAUCAUUACAGUGUCAGCUGUGGACAACGCCGCGACGGCGAGGCAGCAGCUAGACUUGCUUGUCAGCAGCAUCUAUGCCACAAUCAACACGGAUCAUGCUGCCGGCGGCACCAGCAGCUCCCCUAUGGACGACCUGGACGCCCUAGAGCUGGGGGAUGUGUUGGGUCAGGGCGGUGGCGGCACCGUAUUCAAGGGGAAGCUGGGCACGCUGGAUGUCGCGGUCAAGCUGAUGGAGAUGCCGAAAGUGGAUCCCUCGGCUGACUCAGUAGCAGCUGCGCAGCGCAAGGGGACUGCUGCGCCGGCGGCGCAAGCAGGUACAGGUGGCGUUAACGGCGGCGGUGGUGGGAAAGGCGAGGACUCGGCGACAGCGGCGGCUGACAAGAUAUGCCUGAAUGCGCGGCGGGAGAUGCUGCGGAACGCCACCGAGCUUGCGGUGCAAAGCAGGGUCUCGCAUCCCAACAUAGUGCAGAUUUAUGCCACCUACAACGAUGUGGUGAUGGUGUCUAAAAAGGGGCCCCCUGGCUACCCCGGGAGCACCUGCCGCCUCUACCCAGCGGCACUUAAUUGCCCGGGGCCAAAUGAGGGGGACUCAAACGCCAAGGGUACGGCUACAGUGGAGGCUGGUCUGGGCGGGCCUGGCCGGCUAGAGAUGUGGAGGGCCGAUGUGGGGGUUUGGGAGUUUUUUUUGGCAAUUCGGCGGCGCCACGUACCCUGUGUGGCUGCCGCCUUCGAGUUGUGCGACUGCGGCUCCCUGGGCGGUGCUCUGUCCGCCCGCACCUUCCCUAAGGCCGUGUACCGGGAGCGGGAUGCAGACGGAGCCAUUCCCCUGAGGGCCCAGUUCAUGGUGGACAUGAAGGGUGUGUACAUGACCCUGUUGGAUGUGGCCCUGGCUCUGAGACACCUACAUUCACUGCACCUGGUGCACAGAGACGUGAAGCCCGCCAACCUGCUUCUCAAGUCCAACCCGCGAGACCCCCGCGGCUUCACGGUGAAGCUCGCGGACUUUGGGUUCGUGCUGCAUCUCAACGAGACUGCCGAGGACGGCUCUCGAUACGCCAUUGCGGAUCAGGCUUGUGGAACGGUGACCCACAUGGCUCCCGAGGCGCUUCUAGCAAGCAUCCUUAUGUGGGAGAUGUUCUCGGGCGGCGUGCGGCCCUAUCCCCGUCUGCAGCCCGACAAGAUCCCCCGUGCCGUGUAUCGUGGUGCACGACCCACCUUUUCGGAUGACAUCCCUGCGGCAUACAGGAACCUGGCUCUGGCCUGUUGGAGCACGGACCCGCACCGGCGGCCUAGGGCGUCAGAUGUGGUGGUCCUGUUGAAUGGGUUGCUGCUGGAGCUGGAGUAG